CGUGCACACGAGUAUGAAGAAGUUCGUUGCCAACAUGGCGGCCCCCGUGGAUGAAAUAUUUUCCUUUUGCGUGGAUCCUGACAAAGUUGCAGGCGGGGUGCAAGUGCGAUUUAUUGACAACGUCAAGGGGAAAGGUCUGUUUGCCAAGAGAAUCAUCAAGAAGGGAGAGGUCAUUUUCAUUGAGCACCCGCUUGUCUGUGCCCAGUUCCUGUGGAAUGCUUUGUAUGGAUAUAAAGCAUGCGAUUACUGUUUGCGAGCUCUGGAGACAGCGGAGGAAAAUGCUCGGAGACUCACAGGCAAUCCAGCACUCAGCCUUCCUUAUCCGGAACUCUGUCCCGUUCGACCGCAGCUCCACCUAGUCUGCCCUCACUGUCAGGUGAUGUACUGCAGCGCUGAGUGCCGCCAAGCUGCGGCGGAUCAGUACCACCGGGCGCUGUGCCUUGGGCCAUCCUAUGAAGAUCCAGACCACCCUGUCAACAAGCUGAAAGAUGCCUGGAGGAGCAUGCAUUACCCUCCAGAGACUUCCAGCAUCAUGCUUCUGGCCAGAAUGGUCGCCACUGUUAAACAAGCCAAAGACAAAGCACACUGGCAGAAGCUCUUCUCGUGCUUCUGCAGUCGCACAGCCAAUGAGGAAGACGAGCUGGCCCACAAACUCCUCGGGGAGAAGUUCUGGGGUCAGCUGACAGUGCUACUGAGUCUUUUCAAAGAGGCGCUGUAUGAUGAUCAGCUAAGUCAGUGGUUUGUUCCCGAAGGCUUCCGCUCUCUUUUCGCUCUGGUCGGCACUAAUGGACAAGGCAUCGGCACAAGCUCUCUGAGUCAGUGGGUUCACGCCUGCGAUGCACUUGAGCUUCCUGCCCAGCAGAGAGCGCAGUUGGACUCCUUUAUCGAUCAGUUGUACAAAGACAUUGAGAGAGAAACGGGAGACUUUCUAAACAGUGAAGGCUCAGGACUCUUUCUAGUCCAAAGCUCAUGCAAUCACAGCUGCGUGCCCAAUGCCGAGGCUUCCUUCCCUGACAACAACUCCCUGCUUCACCUCAGUGCCCUCUGCGACAUCGAUCCAGGCCAGGAGAUCUGCAUCAGUUACUUGGACUGCUGUCAACGGAGCAGAAGCCGCCAUAGCAGGCACAAAACUCUGAGGGAGAACUACAUGUUUGUCUGCUCAUGUGCCAAGUGUGUCUCCCAGACGGACGAGCCGGACGUGACGUCAGAGGAGGAAGAGGACGAUGAAGAAGAAGCCGAGGCCGAAGUUGCAACGGAAGGUGACGAGAUGGAAGACGAGAUGACGGAUGUGUGAUUUAUU
Molecule: messenger RNA, 1300 nt
Organism: Hippocampus zosterae (dwarf seahorse)
Lineage: Eukaryota; Metazoa; Chordata; Actinopteri; Syngnathiformes; Syngnathidae
Gene: smyd5
Product: SMYD family member 5
Exons: 13
Coding region: 14-1294 (426 amino acids)
Molecular function (GO): histone H4K20 methyltransferase activity; protein binding
Source: RefSeq, a predicted model, not a curated record